AUGGAUGGUCGAAAGAAUCGAAAAAAGCAAGGACGGUACUGUCAGUAUUAUAACACAAUUACUUCGCCAUCCAAGAUCCCCAGGACAACCCGAACAAGAAGCAAGUUUGCAGAUUCUCAUCCUAACGAAAAUGAUAACUUAUUGGAUUUAGAAACAGAAGAUAAGAUAGACGAUACUCUCGCGGGAGCUUCUAGUUUAACGACGGAGGAUAUAAUAGCCGAAUACCCUGAUGACGUCCUAUCCGAAAGCGAAGAUAAUUUUGUAGCUGAUUGUACUGCAUGCGAGACCACUUGUAAUUCCGACACUGUUCACACUAGCAGAAAUUUUGAAAACCGAGCGGAGAUAUAUGAAUAUUUGGAUAACGAAGACUGGGAGAAACUUGCAGACGUCGUUUUUGACUCGGAAACUGAAAUUAACAAUGAACAUGGAAGUAAAGACGAGAACGAAGAACAAGAAGACUUUAUUGAGCUGGAUGACUCUUCAAUUGAAAGUGACGGGGCAGAUUUAGACCUGAUGACUGCACAAGAGCAGGAUCCGCCAAUUUAUUCUGGUAGUUUGCUAACAGUGACCAUGCAUCUAGCAGCUAUAAUGACAUUUGCGAUGGCAGAGAGCCUUACUGCUUCCGCGAUUUCCCAUCUGUUAAUACUUAUCUCCCUUCAUUGCCCGGUACCUAAUAGAUGCAUGAAAACACUUCACACACUCUGGAAUCACCUAGGCUCCAUGAGUGCCCCCAUAGAGUGGCACUAUUUUUGUACAAGGUGCAAUCGAUACUUGGGAAAAACUAAGCCAAUCGCAACGCAAAAUUGCGUGCACUGCAAAAAGAGCUUCGCCCCUGGAAAAAGUAAGACAUGGGAUACGUUUAUAGUAUUUCCAAUUAUCACACAGCUGUCAUGCAUGCUUAAAGACAGUUCGUUUGUAGAAGCUCUUACGUCCUACCGAUUCAACCACGAGGAAGACAAAAGAAGGCGGAACUGCCCAGAAAACAUCGAGGAUAUAAUUGACGGCGAAAAUUAUCAAUUAUUUUUUAAAGAACAUGGUUUUUUGAGAAAUCCAAACAAUUUUGCUAUUCAGCUAAACACGGACGGUGUGGCAUUGUUUAAAAGCUCCAGCUAUGCUAUAUGGCCGGUUUACAUGGUUAUAUGUGAUUUGCCUCCGCGUAUGAGGUAUUCAAGAAAGUAUCGCCUUUUUGCAGGCCUUUGGUUCGGGAACACGAAACCUCUCUUUUCAGUUUUUCUGCAUCCUUUUAAGGACAUGUUUCAAACACUUUAUAAUGACGGAUUUACCUUAAAUCUAAAUGGUUCUGAUAUAACUUGGCGAGCUAUUGUAAUAAGCACUACAAUGGAUGCUCCUGCAAAAUGCCUCUUCAUGUGUAUGAAGCAAUUUAAUGGUGAAUGUGGUUGCCCAUAUUGCAAGGCAAAAGGGCAAAACGUAAGGACAGAGAAAAAAGGCAACUGUCGCAUUUUCCCUUACGUUAAAAUGCCAGACCGGAAAAAAUUAUCUCCAUUAAGAACACACAGCGAGUUUUUGAGAGAUGCAAAGAGCGCUGCGCAGUCUCCGAGUAAAGCUACUACUGUAGAUGGCGUGAAAGGUAUAAGCAUGGCAUUUGGAUUUCCAGGUUUUAAUAUUGUCAAAGGAAUGGCAAUUGAUUAUAUGCACGCUGUUUUGUUAGGAGUAAUGAAACAAUUACUGUGCUACUGGUUCGACAAGAAACACAAGAAAUGUUCUUGGUAUUGUGGAAAUAGCGUCAAAGCAUGUGACGAACGGCGUGAGAGGAUAAAACCGCCAAACUACGUCAGCAGGAUACCAAGAAGUGUUGAGGAACGGUCGCAUUACAAAGCGUCUGAGUUACGAACCUGGCUACUUUAUUAUUCCUUGCCUGUAAUGCAGGGUAUUUUGCCAAAUGAACACUAUCAGCACUUAAUGCUUUUUGUGUGUGGUGUUUAUAUGUUGCUUAAAGAGUCAAUUUCUCCAAUGGAGAUAAACAAGGCUAAUCAGCUAUUGGAACAUUUUUGUCUUCGAGCUCAAGGACUCUACGAUGACAGAUUUAUGACUUUUAAUCUUCAUCAGCUUUUACAUCUUGCUGAUUCUGUUAGAUUCAACGGCCCUCUUUUCAGUAAUUCUUGUUUUUUCUACGAGGACUUAAAUGGAGACUUAAGAAGCCUCUUUCAUGGUUCACAAAAUGUUGAGGGCCAAAUUGUUAGAGCUGUUUCCAUUUUACAACAUUUACCAGAAAUGAUUGAAAAUGUGACGGAUUUAAACGUAAAACACUUUUGUCAGUCAUUAACUCAAAAACGAAGGGUUGGGCAUGUGAGCGAGGAAAUUGAUGAGAAUCUAAAGCUUCAGGUACUGGGAUCUCUUAAACCUUAUAUCAUCAGCGCUCUCCAGGAAGUUGAACAACUACAAAUAAUUGCUGGAAAUGUGGCAAUAUUCGACAUAAUGUACAAAUGUUUUUACCGAUUAAAACGUGGCGAUAACAUUAUCCACAGUGCAGGAUACACCCGAGUAACAAAACGAAAUUCGACUGUUGUACAGUUUACAAAGCCUGAUGAUGAUGAGAUGGCUUAUGGGUCCGUCCUCUAUUUUGUCAAGUACAAAAAGCCCUGCCGAAGCUCUACCUGCGAGGUGGUUUGCCAGUGUACUGAGCAUGGUUAUGUAGCUAUGAUAGAGGAAUAUGAAAUACUGCACUCUAAACACUUAUCCAGCUCAGACUUGAGAGGACCAAAAGCAGAAGUCAGGCAUCUGAUUCCCAUGAACAGGAAACCGUUAGGCAUUGUUUGCGUACCUGUUCAUACACUAAUUCAGACAUGUUUUUUUAUUGACACUGGUAAUGACAAUUGUUUUUUUCUUGGGAUACCUCCCAAUAGGAUUGAGCGAGAAUGAGAAUUUUUUUUUCCCGCAAAGACAAUAUAGAGUGAGAAUCACAAUGUAAAUUUACCUUAUAUAAUUAAUCCUAAUUCCAAACUGCACCCAAAAUUAAAUAUCAUUAGAAAUAUACCGUAUUACUUAUCACUGGUACUUUUCAUAAUUGUUUUUACAGAUUUUUUAUUUAGUUAAUUAAUUAUUUAUUUAUAAAUAAAUUUUUUGUGAUUUCAAGAAUAAUGACCCAUUACCAUAAAUAUUAUUUUUAUUAUUAGUUCAUACAAUGGGUAUGUGAAUAGGUUAAAGUAUUUUUGAAUACGAAAUUAAUAGAAGAGCCCUGAAUGAAGGUAUGCUUUUUUGAAAGUAUAGGUAUGUAAAGGCAUGCAUUUUUUCAAUACCAAAUACAGCAAUGAGAUGGGUGUGUUUUUGGUAUGUUAGAAUGGGUAUGUAAAUAGUAUGUAUUUUCACAUACCAAAUACAUAGAUGGCCUAAUACUGCCAUUUUUUUGGGUAUAAAAGUAUAGGUAUGUGAAAGAUAUGUUUUUUUUACAUACCAAAUACAUAGAUCAACGGCAAAUGUUUGGGAUGAAAGAAUGGGUAUAUAUUAGGUUUGUAUUUUUACAUACCAAAUACAUAGAUAUGGAUUAAAGAGAACGGUAUGUUUUUGGUAUGUAAGAAUGGAUAUGUAAUUGAUAUGUAUUUUUACAUACCAAAUACACAGACGUCUAAAAGAGAAGGGGUAUGUUUUUGGUGUGUAAGGACAGAUAUAUAAAAGGUAUGUAUUUUUACAUACCAAAUACAUAGAAGUGCAUUGGAUAGGAUUGGUAUGUUUUUGGUAUGUAAGUGUGGGUGAAUAAAAGGCAUGUAUUUUUACAUACCAAAUACAUAGAUGGC
This is a messenger RNA of Nematostella vectensis (starlet sea anemone), 3752 nucleotides long. RefSeq lists its product as uncharacterized. The transcript has a single exon. The record is from RefSeq and is a predicted model, not a curated record. The coding region runs from base 1 to 2880 and encodes 959 amino acids. Lineage: Eukaryota; Metazoa; Cnidaria; Anthozoa; Actiniaria; Edwardsiidae.